AUGAUCGGCUGCUUUUCGACCUCCGUUUUUUCAGGGCAGUUCCUGUUCUUUUCCGGGAGCAUCGAUGCACGCCGAAAAGUCGUCCAGACACCCACCGGCUAUCACCGCCGGCCCGCGGGGUUAAUUGGACGGAUCGUUUGGGUUGGGGCCGCCCUACUGUCCACUCAACUCAAAGUCCCCUGCCCCCCCUCCCCCAAUCCCGCAAGUUCGCGACCUCCCUUCCAUCGCGCUGCCGUCUCCGCCUCCUCAGCACACCGGUUUCCGCCGUCAUGCCACAACCUGCACGAAUUCGUCUGGUGUUCGUUCAGCGUGAUUAUCGUUCUCGACGGUCGGUCGGUCAACGGCUGCCAGCGACGAGAACCACGUCAGGCGCGGUAG
This is a messenger RNA of Soboliphyme baturini, 378 nucleotides long. Lineage: Eukaryota; Metazoa; Nematoda; Enoplea; Dioctophymatida; Soboliphymatidae. The record is from the annotation of a GenBank genome assembly.